Gaeumannomyces tritici R3-111a-1 is the source of this 1404-nucleotide messenger RNA. RefSeq lists its product as hypothetical. NCBI's taxonomy places the organism in Eukaryota, Fungi, Ascomycota, Sordariomycetes, Magnaporthales, Magnaporthaceae. The transcript is spliced from 6 exons. The record is from RefSeq and is a predicted model, not a curated record. Gene Ontology annotation, molecular function: protein binding. The coding region runs from base 1 to 1404 and encodes 467 amino acids.
AUGAGGGUUGUCUGGAAGCAACCAACUUGUUGUCCUCUAGGUGUGGAUGCGUUAAUUACCGUCUCAAAGCGUCAGCUCACACCUCCUAGGGCCCGUGAAAGGGACGAAUUUACCGACUUCGUGCUGGUCUGCGGCCCUGAGAGGUUUCCAGUCCAUAAAGUCAUCGUGUGCAGCCAGUCGAAGGUGUUCCAUGCGGCUUGCAGCAAACCAUUCAAGGAGGCGGCAUCGGGCGUGUACGAAAUUAUUCAACAAUCACCGGUAAUGGUGCGGCGGAUGGUGGAAUACUUCUACAUCAGCAAUUAUACGGACUGCAACGAAGCCACGCUAGAUCCAAGCAAAGAGAAGCUUGAGCGCAGCGGCGAGGAGGGGCUCACGGCUUUGUGUAUUCACGCGAGGAUGUUCGCCUUGGCCGACAUAUAUCAGGUUGACCGAUUGCAGAGCUUGGCUGCUACCAAGUACGGCAAGGCGCUGGAGAAAAGAUCCAACCUCCAGGACCUCCUCGAUUCAAUCCCGGACGUUUGUCAGCUGACUCCCUGUUCGGUCCGCGCCCUUCGCGACAAGGCAGUUGUGGCCCUUCGUGUUGAGCUGGGGCAGGCGACACGGCUACACCAAUUUACCGUCGCUAGCCCUACCGCUUUUGGAGAUAACACUGGAGGAGCUGCCGACAGUCUAAUGGCAGUUUAUGACGAGGUUGCUACCGAAACGCCCGAGUUUUUGAAGGAUCUGCUAAGCUCGUAUAUCCGUAUCCCGUUGCUAGGACAAUGCUACAAUUGCGGUCCCAAACAGCCUCAGCCUGCGGAGUCCUUACAGAUGAAAUGUUUAACGCGCGCAUAUUUGCACAUUAUAACUCUAUAUUUUACAAUUUACAUUUUAAAACGGGCAAAAAUCCGAAUUUUUAUAUGUAUGUUUUAUUUAUUACAUAAUACGACGGUGCGUGCGGGGUUGUACGCCACGCUCGUCACAUUAACUACCUUUUAUUUAUACAAUUUUUUGUUAAUUUUUAAUUGCGUCGGGAAAAUAAUGAAGUCCAAACGACCUCUAUCUUCCGCCAUAUCGCAGCCCUUUCCGUUCGAAAGUACUGGCUGUGGCGUAAAUUGCGGAGUAUUAACUACCACUCGUUUACUGUGUGAAUCCCGUUUGUUUACCCCGGAGCUGCCUGGAAAACCGGUGGGUGUUAUUAAUAUCGGAGGCUCCUGGGUGCGGGCACUUUUGUUCAGUAGUUGUGCAUCAGGUCCUUAUCCAAUAAUGUUAAGGUCUGCCAGCGCGGAAUUGGUCGAACUAUUUGCCCUGUUUGAAGGUCGGAGCUCGGAUCGCGGAGUUUCAGCCACUAGCUGUUCGGCGUACGGGCUGUGUCCGCUAAACCUGGAGCCGUUUGCACGGAGGUUAUCUGCGGGAACUUUUUAA